AUGACAAGUGGCAGUCCAAGUGCUACACGGACCCCACCCGGUCCAGCGAAUCUAGUCAUCGACGCAGUCUUGUCACCUCCUACGAACGGCAACGGCAAUGGAAUGAACGAGAUGGGGGUCUCCUCGUCGUCGUCGUCGUUGUCCUCGGAGGGGGAUGAUGUCACGAACGCGCAGGGAAAAGGGCGUGGAGGGGAGGGGGAUGAAGAGGAUGUUGGGUGAGUGGGUUGGGUCUUUGGGUGCGGUUGGUUUGAGGAUGUGGGUUGGGGAGAUGUAUACGGUGUUUUGGAGCGGUAUGGAGGAUGGCCAUGCCGGCGUGCCGCUUGCGAGGGCGAGGGCGAGUGGGGUCCGGGCGAGAGCGUUCAAGGCCGAACUCACCUUUAUCAGAGGCGAUGGGGAACUGACUUGUGGUCUUGUGUGUGGUGUAUAGGCCUCUUCCCACGACCCGCACGACCAUUACUACGAUCGUACACCCUACAGGGGUAGAUGGCGUUGCUUCAUUGCCCAGUCAGCUUUCCACCGCUUCGUACGUACCUCGAUGUCGGCAAUCAACCCGGAAAGCAAACAAACCACUAACACCAUCGCACCCCACACCCAUCAUCAGUUACACCCACUCCAACACCACCAAACUCAUCUCCUCCAUAUCCCCCUCGGACGGCUCCCUCACCCUCAAACCCAUCGGACCGAGGAGUUCAAGAUCGUCGCAUCCAAAGACCAAGAAAUCGGGCUCGUCGAGACCGGUCAGUUUCCAACCCCGUACCUCGGCUUUCGAUCGCAACAAUUCCGAAUCGGCGGGCAAUUCGUUCAGAGGGUUCUUUACGUUGUUUUGGAUCAUGUGCGUUGCCGUCGAAUCGGUUCAAGAAGAGAGGGAGGUACUUGUCGGAUCCGAUCGACUGACCCCCUCUGUCCAUUGUGGUCUUGGCACUGUAGCAUCUUUGUUGGGGCGCUCAGGGUCGGCAUCAAGCAUUAUUCUGAGCACGGGGCCUUGUUCAGGUGGACGUUCGCCAAGUUCAUUUCCCAGGAUGGACUGGCGCUCGCGGCGAGUGAUGCGGCCAUGUUGGCGGGUACGUUUGCAUGUGUGCCGUUUGCAAAGGUUAGUGUGGUGGGGGACCGAUCGACGAGAGAAAAGAGGGGACAUGGUGCUGAUCUGGAAAUGUGUUUGGAUUCCCACUGACAGGCACUCAAGAAUGGUUGGAUGAGGUAUCGAGGCGUAGGCAUGAUCGUACAACACAUCUACCAAGUCAUCUUCCUCGGCGUCGCCGUGCGGUGGACCUUUCACAAGGAAUGGCCCUGGGUCCAAUCGGGGUUCCUCGUCCUCCACACCUUGACCAUGUUGAUGAAGAUACAUUCGUACUGCGCCUAUAACGGCGACUUGUCCGAGAAACGGAGGGAAUUGGACAUCAAGCGAGCCGAACUGAAUCGAGUCGUCAAGGAACAAGGAGGCGAAGAGGCCUGCCAGCAAGAGGCCAAACGGGUAUGGACGAAGGAGAUCAAAGAGGGCGCAUUGGUCGAUGAUGCACCUUCGAAUGAGCUCGUCGAUCCUCCUGCGAGUCCGGGGAGUCUGGACGUUAAAGCUUCGGAUUAUGCACCGACUGGGAUGAGGCAACGCGUAGCCAGGAGGAAAUCGUCCACUUCGAUCGUCGGCGUGACGCCGUCCAACUCCAUGUCCAACAAGGGCAAACCAGUGCCUCUCGUAGGACUCGAAGCAUUGACAUGGCAUCCGCAUGAUCAGUUGAGGGAACUCGUGAUUGACGUCAUGGAUCUUGACGAGUUGCUCGUUUCGACCGGUGUCAAGAAGGUUCGAUGGCCCGAGAACACGACCCUUUUCAAUUUCUGCGAUUAUCUUCUCGUUCCUACUCUCGUAUACCAUCUCGAGUAUCCGAGGACGAAUACGAUUCGACCGCUUUACGUGGUGGAGAAAGUCGGAGCGACGUUCGGGACGUUCAUGAUUUUGCUCUUGACCGUCGAGCAUGUCAUCAUUCCUGCCUAUCCCAAGCAUACGGAUCCUUUCCAUAUCAGUCUGCUUGAUCUCGCCAUUCCUUUCAUGGUCAAUUAUCUUUUGAUCUUUUACAUCGUGAGUUAAGUGCCCACUCUUUCAAUACCUCACUUCAGUACUGAACGCCCAACCAUGGCUGCGCAGAUCUUCGAAUGCAUCCUCAAUGGAUUCGCCGAACUAACCUACUUCGCCGACCGGGGCUUCUACUCCGACUGGUGGAACUCGCAGUCCUUCGACGAGUUCUCUCGUAAAUGGAACAUUCCUGUACAUACGUUCCUCUUGAGGCAUGUGUACGCUUCGACCAUCUCGACCUAUCAUGUUUCUAAGUUUCAGGCGGCAUUCGUCACGUUUUUACUUAGUGCGGUGAGUUCAGGGCCCGUAGACUUGUGCGGUUGAAGUGCAGUGCUGAUUUGGUCGUGGUUGCCUUUCCAGUGCGUGCAUGAGUUAGUGAUGGCGGUGGUGAUGAAGAAGCUUAGGCUGUAUCUCUUCCUCAUGCAAGUAAGUAGCACGUCGACCGCGCUCUCGAGACUUUCCAAGAUAUUCACUUCGGCUUGGUCGCUGACGAUUGACACACAUUUUUUUUCGUUGCCUUUUUUGUAGAUGUGUCAGCUCCCCUUGAUCGUGGUCGGCCGUCUCCCUAUCCUACGACGAUACCCCGCGCUCGGUAAUGUGAGUCUCGACACGCCUGGGUCGAAUCUAAUUCUUCCGCGAAGCUGAACCCGACUCCCCUGGUCCGCCCACCAGCUCUUCUUUUGGAUAGGUCUCUUGUCCGGAUUUCCCCUCCUCGCAGUAUGCUACAUUCGGUAUUAAUCACCUCCAUCCUCGAAGAGCGCUUUCCUCUCGUCGUUGA
Molecule: messenger RNA, 2843 nt
Organism: Microbotryum saponariae
Lineage: Eukaryota; Fungi; Basidiomycota; Microbotryomycetes; Microbotryales; Microbotryaceae
Source: the annotation of a GenBank genome assembly